AUUUUAGUGAGCAACGCUAACAGACGCGUCACGCGAAUUUUGCUAACGAUAUUUCCAACAUCAACGAAACCGACACCGACAGCGACAACGACGCGUUCGUGUUCCACAUGUGUUAGUGUUUACCAUUUGGUGGUUAGUGAGAGUGUUAAGUUUAACGGUACUUGGGUUCAAUAUCAUAUGCCUGGCCAUAAGUGCGGCCGUGUCAUAGAGAAGCAGUUAACAUCGCCCGACUGAAAGUAUGCAACUCCCAAUUUCCCACUUCGCGGGCGACGUCAACGGGAGGCUGUUGCAGCUCGCCUUCUGUUACGCAAUGGAAAAUUUAUUUUUCCACUCAGCCAAGGGCUGAACAAAUUGUUUUGCGUAAAUAUUUAACAGUCGCAAUGAAUUGCAUUGCCAGCAACUGAAAGUAAAAGCCCAGAUAAAGAAUACAUUUGUAUGUAUAAAGAACAAACAGAUAAAGCAUUGACCAAAGCGAAGCAAAAAGAGACAGCGAUAGAGAUAGAGAUAGAAUAAAGCGACAAAAAAAAAAGCGUAUACAAAUAAAAAUGAAAAUUAAAAUAUUUCCGCUGACAGCGGAUGCAACAUUGGAGCAGCGACGGCGCCGCGUAAUGAAAUUGCAACGGAAACAUAAAAUGCCGGAAAUAUGCUCAUGGCUAAUUGUUGCCGCUGCCGCCGCCUCGGCCACUUGGUUGACCCUAUCGAAGUCCGUGGCCUCCGCCCAGGAUGACGACGAUAGCGAGAUGCAUCAGCAUCAUAUGGAUUUACUGCAUCAUCAGCAACAACAUACGGAUUUCAUUAUUGGAGAAUCUGAGGAACGCGAUCACAUAGCUCAUCAUCUGGCGGAAAUGCAAAAUCACGAGGAACUUGAGGACAUACGCGAGGAUACGGCUGUCAAUGCGAUACCAGACAAAGAUUUGCCCAAAUUUGGGGAACUUUUGCAGAAUGUCACCAUACCCGUGGAUCGAGAGGCUGUUCUUCAGUGUGUUGUCGACAAUCUGCAGACGUAUAAGAUUGCGUGGCUACGUGUCGAUACACAGACCAUUUUAACGAUACAAAAUCACGUCAUAACCAAAAAUCAUCGCAUGAGCAUAACUCACGCCGAGAAGCGUGCUUGGAUCCUGCGUAUACGUGAUGUCAAGGAGUCGGACAAGGGCUGGUACAUGUGCCAAAUAAACACGGAUCCUAUGAAGAGUCAAGUUGGCUAUCUGGAUGUUGUCGUGCCACCAGACAUACUGGACUACCCCACCAGCACGGAUAUGGUCAUACGCGAGGGCUCAAACGUUACCCUGAAAUGUGCAGCGACCGGCUCACCAACGCCGACGAUAACCUGGCGACGCGAAGGUGGCGAACUGAUACCAUUGCCGAAUGGGGCCGAGGCCAUCGCAUACAAUGGCUCGUUUCUGACCAUUGCCAAAGUGAAUCGCUUGAAUAUGGGCGCCUAUCUCUGCAUUGCCUCCAAUGGCAUCCCGCCAACAGUCAGCAAGCGUGUCAUGCUCAUUGUGCAUUUUCCGCCAAUGAUUUGGAUACAAAAUCAAUUAGUUGGCGCAGCUCUGGCUCAAAACAUUUCCCUGGAAUGCCAAUCGGAGGCGUAUCCCAAGUCUAUUAAUUACUGGAUGAAGAAUGAUACAAUUAUAGUGCCGGGUGAACGCUUCGUACCCGAAACCUUUGAAUCUGGCUAUAAAAUAACAAUGCGCCUGACCAUCUACGACGUUGACAUUUCGGACUUUGGGGCGUAUCGUUGUGUGGCCAAGAACUCACUGGGCGACACAGAUGGUGCGAUCAAAUUGUAUCAUAUUCCGCAAACAACAACGAUAACAACAAUGGCGCCCACUGUAUCGAUAAAUACAGUGCCUGUGGUUAUCGUCAAGUACAAUAAAGAGCAACGAUAUAGCAGCAACAGCAAUUUGAAUAGCAAUAAUCCCCACAACCACAAUAAUCAGCAAAGCAAUAAUAAAUCGCAACGCACCAAAGCCAAGACAAUUGAUCAGCCGCCUUCGUCCUUGAACACGGUUUAUAUGGGUGCCACAUCGAGCUUAUGGAACUCGCAGGAUCAUCACUCGCAAGCCACAGGGCGUGGUCGAGAUCAACAACAGCAGCAACAGCAGCAUCAAUCGCCGCAGCAUCAUGCGCCCGACCACAGCGCCACCUACCGGGCAGAUAACAAGAAUACAGCACUCAAGCAUGAUGCCAAAUUGCUAACUGAUGAUAUGGAUCGCAUGCAGGAUCUCAAGAGCCGAGCCAUGUCCCAUCUAACAUUUCCCCAAUUGAUAUCAACCUCAGCGGUAGCCUUGGUCCUAAACUAUCUGGGUGCGUGGCAGGAUUAAUUACAUACGAAAUAUUAGUGUUAUUUGUACAAAUGUAACUGCGAAAAUCAAAGGAUAAUUCUACUAAGCAUGUAGCUAGUUUGUAAGCAAUAAUUUCACACAUCGACUUGGCCGCAGAAUAAAUAAAUAAAAUGUUGGUUUUUAAUUGAGAUACGUGUAAAAAGUUGUUUGUUGCUAAGAGUUCACAUAGCACGUAAGUUGAAAAGGGUUUUCGGAUUCUGUCCACAUUCAUACAUACACAAGAAGAUAUACACAAGUUCUGAAAGAUACAACGGAAAUACAAAGUAUUAGCAUGUAAAACACAAA
Molecule: messenger RNA, 2630 nt
Organism: Drosophila innubila
Lineage: Eukaryota; Metazoa; Arthropoda; Insecta; Diptera; Drosophilidae
Gene: DIP-theta
Product: peroxidasin
Cellular component (GO): neuron projection
Source: RefSeq, a predicted model, not a curated record